AUGAUGCGUACAUCAUUUUUCCCUACCCAUUUGCCAUUUGCCACAGGUCUUUCUGUAGGAGUUCCUGCACAUCCUUUGUACAAACACCUAGCAUCCGCUUUGUACCAGUCCAUAUCAUCUGGCGCCUUCUGUAGUACGUAUAACAAUAUGACAUUGAUUCAUGAAGACAGUUCCUUAAAGCAGAAGGAGGAUCAGUGGAUUAAAUCGAUUAUGGAGAAUGGAGCUGAGCCAAUAAAAAUGCUGCAAGCUGUCAAUUUUGAACUUCAUGUUCAGGAACCUUUCUUUUCCCAGCUCAAUGAUGGACUGAAAACAAUUGAAGGAAGAUGUGCUGUUGGUGACUACAGCCGGUUUGGCUUAUUUAGUUCUUUCUAUAUAUAACAUGCAUUUUGCUGCCAUUUUUCCAGAUUUUGUUUUUCAUUUGUCCCUCCAUAAUUAUAGCUUCUUAGUGUUUUAUUUGUCCCCACCAAAUGCAAAAACUAUGGAAUUGUCAAAGUGCCACCUAAUUUGGUUCCAUAUCAUACCCUGAAUAACCAAGCACGACUAGUGACUCAAACUGCAGCAAUUUUUAACCACGAAAUGAAUUUAUUUAAUUAGAUAUACUUCAAUACAGGGAUCCUUCAGAAAGAUAAGAGAGUUUGUUAGAAAUCAACUAAGCUACUAAAUUUUUUUGUGCAUAUGUAAAAUGGUUUGUGGGGUUAUGGGGAUAGGAAUUCCUACACACCUAAGUUGAAUGUUUAAGGAGAGCUUGUAUCUCAAAUUAGAUGCUUAGAGCUACCCAAGGUAGGUCAAUAUGAUUAAGGGAUCUCUACACUCAUUUUCAAUUAGUUUUGGGCAAGGAUUAAAAUAUCAUUUCGAAACGGUCGAAACAUCCGAAACGUUUCUGUUUUCAGGGAG
Messenger RNA from Ilex paraguariensis (yerba mate), 894 nucleotides. The record is from the annotation of a GenBank genome assembly. NCBI's taxonomy places the organism in Eukaryota, Viridiplantae, Streptophyta, Magnoliopsida, Aquifoliales, Aquifoliaceae.